Messenger RNA from Vigna angularis (adzuki bean), 1920 nucleotides. RefSeq names its product aspartic proteinase 36. Gene Ontology annotation, biological process: proteolysis. Gene Ontology annotation, molecular function: aspartic-type endopeptidase activity. Lineage: Eukaryota; Viridiplantae; Streptophyta; Magnoliopsida; Fabales; Fabaceae. The coding region runs from base 233 to 1702 and encodes 489 amino acids. The transcript has 10 exons. The record is from RefSeq and is a predicted model, not a curated record.
UAAAAAUGGCAGUAACUAUACGUAAUCCAUUAUUGUUGUGUUAUGUGAACCAAAUUCGCAACCUGCAACUUGCAGGUUCGUUCAGGUUACAAUUCUCUCUCAUCGCGAUCAUGAAGAACAGCAACACCAACAAUUUUUGCGCUGCGUUGCUUUUUGUUCUCAUAUUUCAUUAGUGUCACUGUGUCAAUUCCGCUUCACUUUCCCUUCUUUUACACUUUCCAACCGACACUAAAUGGAAGCGGUGGCCGCCGUUUUUCUAUUCGCCGCCGCACUUCUGUCGGUGGUGGAGGGGUCACCGGUGACUCUGACACUGGAAAGAGCGUUUCCUUCGAAUCAUGGCGUGGAGUUGAGUCAGCUCAGAGCUCGGGACAGCCUCAGACAUCGUAGAAUGUUGCAGUCUACUAACUAUGUCGUAGAUUUCCCUGUCAAAGGCACCUUCGAUCCCUCACAAGUCGGGCUUUACUAUACCAAGGUAAAAAUGGGUACUCCUCCAAGGGAAUUUUAUGUGCAGAUUGACACUGGGAGUGAUGUUCUCUGGGUUAGUUGUGGGUCCUGCAAUGGUUGUCCUCAGACAAGUGGGCUGCAAAUUCAGCUCAAUUACUUUGACCCUAGGAGUUCAUCAACAUCUUCAUUGAUCUCUUGUUCUGACCGGAGGUGCAGGAGCGGAGUUCAGUCCUCCGAUGCAAGCUGUUCCAGUCAGAACAACCAGUGCAUUUACACGUUCCAGUAUGGAGAUGGCAGUGGGACAUCAGGCUAUUAUGUGUCAGACUUGAUGCAUUUUGCUAGUAUUUUUGAGGGAACCUUGACAACAAAUGCUUCUGCAUCUGUAGUUUUUGGUUGUAGCAUCCAGCAGACUGGGGACUUAACAAAGUCCGAUAGAGCAGUUGAUGGGAUAUUUGGAUUCGGGCAACAAGGCAUGUCUGUCAUUUCCCAACUCUCAUCGCAAGGAAUUGCACCGAGAGUGUUCUCUCAUUGCUUAAGAGGAGAUAACACUGGUGGAGGUGUCUUGGUUCUUGGUGAAAUUGUGGAGCCAAACAUAGUUUAUACUCCACUUGUUCCAUCGCAGCCUCAUUACAAUUUAUAUCUGCAGAGCAUCUCUGUCAAUGGCCAGUUUUUGCAAAUUAACCCUGCAGUUUUUGCUACAUCAAGCAACAGAGGUACCAUUGUUGAUUCUGGAACAACUUUGUCCUACCUUGCAGAAGAGGCUUAUACAACCUUUGUGAAUGCGAUUACAGCUGCUAUUCCACAAUCUGUACGCAGUGUUCUUUCCAGGGGAAAUCAGUGUUACUUAAUAACCACCUCCAGCAAUGUUGACAUGUUUCCACAAGUAAGUCUGAAUUUCGCUGGUGGUGCAUCUCUGGUUUUAAGACCACUGGACUACCUUAUUCAACAGAAUUAUAUUGGUGAGGGUUCAGUUUGGUGUAUUGGCUUUCAGAAAAUCCCGGGUCAAAGUGUAACUAUCCUAGGAGAUCUCGUAUUAAAAGACAAAAUUUUUGUCUACGAUGUUGCUGGUCAACGCAUAGGAUGGACUAACUAUGAUUGUUCAUUGCCAGUGAAUGUAUCUGCAUCAGCUGGUAGGGGCAGAAGUGAGUUUGUAGAUUCAGGAGAGCUAGGUGGAAGCACUUCUUUAUGUGAAGGACCUCACACUUUGAUAAGGAUGUUAUUGCUUGCUCUGUUCAUGCACAUAACACUAAUUUUGUAACAUGCAGAAUUGGAACUUAUUCUUUUUUGCUAUGUAUUUUCUCUUGCCGGAAUUGGUGCAAUAGGCAAGACCACACGUUCCGUUAUUACUUGGAUUGUCAGUUGUUUGUGUUUUCUUUGUGCAUAACAGGUUGUCCUGUGGUUUUUUUGCUUUUCUGGUACAUAAUAUUGUAAAUUAAUGUUUUUUUAUGGAAGUCAUAACAUGUUUGUCAAACUCAA